UCGUUUUUUUUUCAAAGCAAAACAAAGUGUUCGGAAUUCGGAGUCGCAGACUUCAGCAGUCAUUUGUUGUUAUUUAGAGAUCUAGUCAAUACUUCUGGCCUUGGCGCUUUCUCAUUCCAUCGAAACCUAAAGAUGAUUGGAGAUCAAGAAUUGGGAUUUUUUGCCAAUAUGUUGGGCAUUUUCAUAUUUGUAAUGGUUAUUGCUUACCAUUAUGUGAUGGCUGAUGCAAAAUAUGAAGUCAACUAAAAUUUGCCAUGUUAUGCCUUUUUUUUGAAGAUACUGUAACCUAAAGGAUUUUUAAACCAUGUUAGAUUUGGAGUAUAAUUUUGAUUGAUCUUUAAGUGACUCCGUGGAAUUGGUUAGUACUUUGCUAUUCUAUUCUUUAACUAUAAUGGUGGAAGAUGUCUUUAUAUAAUGUAUUAUUAGUUGUGAAAAUAUCAA
Messenger RNA from Pistacia vera, 441 nucleotides. Its product is annotated as dolichyl-diphosphooligosaccharide--protein glycosyltransferase subunit 4A-like. Lineage: Eukaryota; Viridiplantae; Streptophyta; Magnoliopsida; Sapindales; Anacardiaceae. The record is from RefSeq and is a predicted model, not a curated record. The transcript is spliced from 2 exons. The coding region runs from base 133 to 246 and encodes 37 amino acids.